UCAGGAACUUCUGAAGUCCUGCCCUUCCAAUGACACCUGAUUUCAACAUCAAGAAUCGUUCAUGGACAACAACAAAGCGGCCACAUCACUGACAUCGAGAAAUGACCUGGCCUCACAGCUAGCGUCAUUCGACUCGAUUCUUGCCCUGGCGUCCGAGUUCAACCUCUCUUCAUCACAGCCUGAACACCACACGUUGGUGCCACCAACUUUGCGGCCGAAAUCCAUCACUACCGCACAGUUGAUAUUCGAUACUGAGGCCAUUCAAGAACAGCUUGCAGAGAUAGAGAGACAAUUGCGGACGGUGCACAAGUUACGGCUCGGCGGUGAUAUUGACGUCCCUAGCUUUGAUGACCGGAUACAAUAUCUGAACGAAUUCAUCAAUCAACUCGCGCUCCUGCAAAAAAAUCGCGCCCAACUCGUCCACAAACUAAGCCAACCACGCGUUGGUGACUAUAUCCUGAUGGACCACGCGUACCACAAGGAUUUCGUAGGACUCUUCCAAAGGAUCCAGGAGGAAAUCCCAAGGAUGCAGCAGAACCUGGAUGCCAUGGCCUGGAGAGACGAAUCCUUGGGAUCGACCAGGGAGUUGGAUCAAGUGAAGACAUGUUUAGAUGAACUGACGGAGCUUUCGCAGCGUCAGUCCGAGAUCGCAGAUGCGUCUCAGAAACUGCAGACGAACCUCAUCAAUGUCCUUCAGCAUUACAAAAAACUGUGAAAUAAUAACAAUAAAGAA
Molecule: messenger RNA, 733 nt
Organism: Gamsiella multidivaricata
Lineage: Eukaryota; Fungi; Mortierellomycota; Mortierellomycetes; Mortierellales; Mortierellaceae
Exons: 4
Coding region: 62-715 (217 amino acids)
Biological process (GO): microtubule organizing center organization; spindle assembly
Source: RefSeq, a predicted model, not a curated record